This is a messenger RNA of Nicotiana tabacum (common tobacco), 1148 nucleotides long. RefSeq names its product auxin-responsive protein SAUR36-like. NCBI's taxonomy places the organism in Eukaryota, Viridiplantae, Streptophyta, Magnoliopsida, Solanales, Solanaceae. The record is from RefSeq and is a predicted model, not a curated record. Gene Ontology annotation, biological process: response to auxin.
CUCCCACGUUUUUCUCUCAUUUGACUCUUUUAAGCAAGCUCUUGCUUUAGAACUAUUCCUUUAUCCUCCUUUUUAAAAAAAAAUUCCAUUAUAUGUUUUUGAAUGAAACAAGCAUCUUCUAAUAUCGAUGUUCGAUAUACCCACUUCUCUCUCUGAAUAUUGCACUAUCAUUUUUCUGCUAGUUACGUCCAUAGCCUUUUUCUUGAACACACAAUAACACAUUAUAUCAUUUGUAUACUUUCUUGCUCUGAGCUCUUCUCUUGUUUCCUAGUAUACAAGUAUAGUAUAUGGUACCUAAAAUAGCAAAAAUUGUUUUACGGACCAGUAACAUAAUCUCGUCGUUAUUCAUCUUUAGCAGCGGAGCCCAUAACGACAUGUGGCAGUUGGAUUUUUCUAGUGGUUGCUAUAACGUUUAAUUUGGGGACCAGAUUACGCUUUUGGGGGCUUUUUUGUUCCGUCCCUAGAAGCUAUUUUUCUUGUAGUGAUACAUAAGACAUGGGCAAGAUCCAAGGUUUUGUUCUCAAACAUCGGGUCACCACACUUCUCCGGCGUUCAUUCCGGCGAAUAAUAUCGCCGGCGAAGUACCAAAAGAAUAGCCCACUUCCAAGUCUCAGUGCAAAACCCCUUUCAAAAUUCUUAAACUGGACAAAAUGUCUCAAGACCAAAGCCAAGGCUAUUUGCUCAAAGGCUCAGUGCUCCGGGUCCGGGUCCGGAUCUGGGUCGGGUCGAGGUUACAUACAAAUCGGGCAAGAACCAGUUGAAGAGAAGUCUAUGGCUGUGCCAAAAGGUCACAUGGCAGUUUAUGUGGGACAAAAAGAUGGAGAUUUUAAAAGAGUUUUGGUUCCUGUAAUAUAUUUUAAUCAUCCUUUGUUUAGUGGGCUGUUGAGGGAGGUUGAAGAUGAGUAUGGGUUUAAUCACCCGGGUGGGAUUACUAUUCCUUGUCGGAUCUCGGAGUUUGAGCGUGUCCAGACCCGGAUCAAACAGGGUCGGGUUGCCCCAAAGUGUUGACAUGAAAAUUGAACUCACUUGUUUUGUAAAAGAUUAUCGCCAUUUGAAUACAAGCUUUGGUAAUGUAAAAGUGAUCAGGUUUUGAGUUAAAUACCAAAUGCAUUCGAAGCAUGAUUCAAUGUUCAUGAUGAUGAUGUUGA